AUGGCGGUUCAUUCCUUUUUCGUUGUCUCUUUUGUUUCGUUCGAUUUUUGGGGCAUGUCUUUUGGUGGUUUGUUUGUGGAGGAGAGACUCUUUAUUUUGGGCAAAGGGAAGAAGAAGUUGGGAAGUUGGAAGAAGGAAAGAGGACAUCGGCUAAUUGAUAGCUCGUUUUUUAGAGCUAACUCAAGACAUUUGACUGGAAACUACAAGAGGCCUAAUGCAGCAGCAGCAUCUGUUUGGUAG
Messenger RNA from Prunus armeniaca (apricot), 240 nucleotides. The record is from the annotation of a GenBank genome assembly. NCBI's taxonomy places the organism in Eukaryota, Viridiplantae, Streptophyta, Magnoliopsida, Rosales, Rosaceae.